This is a messenger RNA of Peronospora farinosa, 12975 nucleotides long. The record is from the annotation of a GenBank genome assembly. Lineage: Eukaryota; Oomycota; Peronosporomycetes; Peronosporales; Peronosporaceae.
AUGAUUCAAAUAUGGCAAUCUGCCGUGUUUCUGGGCAUGUUUGGUGACCCGUAUCUACGUGGCACACCGUAUGAGGCUGGAGGGGAUCCGCAGGCGCUUGUAGAUACACUUAACGGCUUUGUACAGUUGCUACAGACUCCGCAAGAACAAGAGCAAGACGAUACAGAAGAAGAUCCUGUGAAAUUUCCACUUACAAUGGACCAGAAGCAUGUGCUACAGACGACACUAUUACCUCAGCUUAUUUACUGUGGUCAAUGGACAGAAAAGGGCGUCAAAAUCGAGAACGCGGCCCAAUUUCAGAUGUUUUUAACUGAAUGGAGAGUGGAACUUUCGCAGCUUCAACUACAGCAGCCAUUACUAAUACCUGGUGGUUACGUAAACAAUAUCUCGAGUCAUUUGAUUAUUUACGUGAUCGAGAAGACGAGUGACAACCCAGAUCAAUACUCAUUUACAGUAUGCAACAAAGGACCUGGAGCUGAGAUGUACCAUCCAUGUAAAGUCGAAGGCAGCGCUUACAAGAUCCGUGUACAGUCUUGUAUUCAGAUUAGUGACAUACCAGCCACUCGAUUCUUAGAUAUGGCCUUUUGGACGCUUUUAUUCUCACUGUGGGUGCGUAAACCCCCGUCCGAGUAUCAUCGAGUUGAGACCAUCUAUGACGUACUACUACCAUGGCUUGCAGAAGACAAACUACUGCCGCUAGUGAGUGAAAUGACAGAGCAGUGUGCGUUCAUAGACUGGACAAGCUCAGCACUAGGAGGUGUGCACACACCACAACGCAGCCAGUUGGGAUUCUGCAAGAGCGUUAUCGAAGCAAUACGCUAUUUAAGUCUCCGUAGUCGAGCCUUUACCAAUGCAGAGGUAGAGUACGCUAUAUUAUACAAGAUGCGCUAUCGUUUGUGUCAGCAAGUUGUAAAGGGAUUAAAGAUUGUAAAAAAACCCGCUAAGGCAAUUGCUAAAGGAGCGCUGGCAAGUGCGUUGCGUACGCUGUCCACUAUAUCGCUGCAAGAUUCCCUUCAAGGUACUCACACGGUGGCAGGAGUCGACCCAGAAGCGAUUGUUGGUAUUUAUUUCGCGCUGUCGACGUCUGCGGCCUGUCGUAAACUGACAAAAAUGCUGAUAGAAUUGAGUGAGAACUUGCACGCUGCAAACAAAAAGUUUGUUGUGAUUGUGGUGUCGUUUGAUCAAGAGCGGUCGGACUACACUGCAUUUGCUGAGAGCUUGCCGGGUCAUACGUGGCUCAUGGUACCUUUAUCAGAAAUGGAGGCUCGAAAGCAGCUUACUCAGACGUUUGGUGUCACUAAAGUGCCACAGUUCUUUUUGCGAGGGCCCGAUGGGACAAUAUUGACGCCUUUGGGAAAAGAGCUGGUUAUGUCAGAUCCGACAGGUGUAUUUUAUCCAUGGACAAGCGAGGAUUUCGAGCUGCCAAAGUCGACUCUGUCUGUGUCUGAAACGAAAUGCAUUGCCAUGGGUGUGAAGCAAAUUGGUUUGAAAACGCUGAAGCAUCAUGAUCGUAAGAAUAUUGAAGCUUGUGGCCUUAUCCACGUUAAUAGAUUGAUGAGUCAGACAGAGCAACUUUUAAAAUCUGUAGGGGUGGCUGCUAGCUCCGAUGGCAACAGUAAGUACGUGACGGCUACACUGGAAGAAAACUUUCCUUUUGCUCCUUUCGCUAAUACGGAGUUGCUGCAAGUGCAAGGAAACGAGAGUGAGUACGCAGGAAAUGCGUCUGAGCUUGAAGUUCCUGCCCUUAGCAACUUUUUGGAUGUACCCGAACGCGUCACGUCGAUUCCACUUGCCGUUGCAGCUUUUAUUAGGUGCAAAGCUUUGUGUGAGUCUCUACUGAAGCGAGCUGCAGAGGGAUCGUCAUCUUCCAGACUGUCCUUACAUCACGAAGUCAUCCAGCUUAUUACUAGUGUCCUAGUUGAGAUGCUACCGGUGCCAGAGCCUAUUGGUGCUGACGGGACUGUGGCAUUCGCCUGUAUGUGGAGGCAGCCUGUAGCGAAGGAAAUGCAGCUUCGGUGCCUAAAUCAUCUCCAUACGGUCUUAAUGAUUUUGGGAUCAGUGUGGCAGUCGAUGGAGCAGCCAAGCCGUCAGUUUGAUUCAGAGCGUGGACUUGCGGCAUUGUGUGCGUUGUGCAUUUUUGACGCUCUUGUUCGCACCCCGGCAGCCGACGACCCACUCGAGAUUUCACUUAUGAUGGAAGAAGAAGGUGGAUAUGUGCUGGCUCACACAUUUUGCAAGGCAAAUUUUUCAAUCCAAAAGAUGACGUCGGCCAUGGAGUUUGCGCGGCCAAAUUUUUGUGUGAUCAGAGGUCAAGUGCUCGCUUAUUUCCACAGCCAGGACGUAAAAGGCAAACGACAAAUUUUUGAUUACCACAUGCCGGAGGACAAGGUAGAAGUUAAAAAGUAUUCGACGACACUUCUGUUUUUCCGUCAACUGAUGGAGCGGUAUCGCUACCAGCUGAUUGAUCCCAACAAUGAGACACCGCCAACUGAAAUGGAGGCAUUAAUGGAGUGGUUUUGUAGUGAUACGACACCCAUGGCAGACGAUCAUCCAGAAGUAGCUUUGACUCGUGACGUCGUGAUGAUGGUGAAGUUUCUAUCUACCAUGGAGACGAAAGAAGUCGAAUUAAUGCGGCGCCGUACUGCUCAUCAAGACUGGCGGAUGUGGCAGCUAUCAUUUGAUGACUCAGCAGCAACCCGUCGACGAAACUUUUUCGGAAUGCGAGGACUAGAUCAAAUUCUUCAUGCCACUUUAAAGUGGGAGGUGGUUAACUUUCGCGGAAGUGACCAAGAUAUUGCAGAUGUUGAGGUGGAAGGGUUCAUGGAGAGGAAGGUCUACUUUGGCGAGGGCCCGAUUAUAACAAGCCCUGCGAGCUUGAGCGCACUUCUUGUUAAAAGUUCAAGCAAUGCGCCAGCUGGAAAUUUUCCUACAGUAGUUACUGAAGAUGACAUCAUGCAUCUUACUGACUUGCCGACGUUUAACGGAACGUUAUCAGCAGAGGAGGCGGAGUACCUCAUGAGCUACUUGACGGUUCCAUAUACACGGAUUCCUCUUGUGGUAUCAUUCUUCUCCUCGCGAGACCGUGUUACGUAUUUAUUUAAUCCGAUGUUACAGCAACUACUCCGCGCUGUUUUAUUUGAGGGUGGAGACUGGGUGUCUGAUAAAAAAGCUGAGGAGAUAACCCAUAUUCCAUUGCGGAAGUCAGAUCUUGUGAUGCAUGAAGAAACCAUUCAACGAAUAUUCGAUGCUAGUGUACAUCACCAAAAGUGUGAAGAUCAUCUUGGCACAAUGAAUGGGCUUCUUUUAAACGAACUAAUUCACGCUCCUGAAGCGAUUGUAGUCCCGUUGCUGAAUAUGCUAGAUGCUAUAAAGGAGCUCGGAGAGGCGUCAGUCCACUCAGCGGACGCUCGAUUUAUUCUAUUUAUGGUCAAGCUGGGUGUAGAUGUUUUGCGCUACAUGACAUUCGCUCUCGACCGAUGCAUUGCUGGUGACGACCAAGCGCGAGUUGAGAAGCUGGAGGAACAUCGAUCUCAGCUAAUGACUUACACGUUUGGAUUUGCUCACACAACUUUAAAUAGGUGGAGACAGGAAGCUGAAGAGGCCAACAAUCUUCAGACGGCGUGCGUAAUUCAUUCAUACCUCGUUAUUCUUUAUGUGAGCUUGCGAUGUUCCGAGUUUGAUAUUCAAAAAAUAUCCGAAAUGGUUGGCUCCGUUGCCUACGUUCAAAAUUGGCAUUGCUUUGGGAUGAGGCUGUCUACCGACAGUGGUGAUGAGAAGGCCGAACUUUCGGCGGAAGAGCGCCUGCUUCGUUGGCUUCAGGCUCAAGGUGUCGAUACGGCAAAUGUUAGCAGCAAGUCCCUUGAUAAGUACUUGAAAGGACGGCCUUUAUACUUGAAAAUAGGGAUGCAAACUAUUCAAGCACCAAGCAUUGUUGCGCUGCGCAACGAUGAUGGAAAAGAGCUACUGCUACCACCUGGCGACGUGCUUGAAGCAGAGAUCUUUGAAACUAUUCACUUGCAUCGCCGCUCGAUUGUGCAAUGGCUGGCGAAUCUCUCGAAGGCCAAUCGCAACAAGGUUCUCGGAAGUAUAGUUCGAAUUGCUCUUCGCUCGACUGAGCAGACGGACGCAUGGGAGUGGGUCGAAGAAUCAGGUGUUGAAGGUGCGGGGAAAUAUUGCUGCAGUCAACAAGAAUUAAAGCUGGAUGCCCAAACAGGAGAGAUUUUGUGGAGAAAUGAUGAAUUAAAACCUGUUCCGGACUCAAUGACCCAGUAUGCAGACUUCAUUGCCAUUUUUGGUAACAAAUCGCUUCAUUGUGGUCUUGUUGCGCGCCAAGAACACCGCUUAUGGGUUAGUAUUGUUGGUACAGACUUCCAGCUUGUAGAAUGGGACGACCCAACACUUGAGCUGGACCAAGGUGUAGGCGCUCCGGUGAUGUACGAGCCUGAAAAUGUAAGCAAUUCUAACGACCAAGGUGACAAUUCCCAGGAUCUAAAAAUGUACUGGGAGUGUCCGGCCUGCACAUCUGCAAACUUCAACGGUGACGAUCCUAACGCCCUGUGCGAGGUGUGUGCUACCCCUCGCAUUGCUCAGUUGUCACGACGAAAGGAAGAAGAAAAGUCUGAAAUCCCUAGUGAUUACGGAUUCCGCUAUCUUGGCGAGGUGUUUUCGCGUCCAUUUGAUAUUUAUGCUGAAAAGGAGCAUCCCCACGCUGAUGAAGAAUGGUUUGUGGACCUAAUUGGCAACGCACUUCGCCUAAUGUACCCUCCUGUACCGGACGACAAAAAAAUGCCUUUUACGCUGUUUCUUCCGCGUGACCCAUUGCCAGCUACUGCUAUCCGUGUGCACCUAAUCGGAUUGGACCGAGGCUCUGAUGCCAAAGAUAAGGAGAGCAUUGCGACAUUCAAAGAAAUUGUGGCGUAUCGAGCGAUGAAGGUGAUGCACGUGUACGCAUUAGUUUCGCAUGGCCGUAGACUCUAUCGAAAGCUUAUCUUCACGUCAAAUUCGCGUUUCAGUCUUCAUAAUUUUCCUGUGAAUAUCUCUCCCGAUCAAGGGCCUGUGGAUCCAGCACUGUUGCGUGCUAGCGGUUAUCCAACGGAGCGGCAAAUACUGGGCGGAUCGCUAAUGAUCUUACGCAAGAACUAUCUACUCAAUGGAACUGAGCAAUACGUCCCUCCGCGUCUUCUUCAGGGGGUUAUUCCGACUUGCUUGCUAGAAAACUUUCGCUUUUGGAUUGGCGAAGAUGGGCGUCUCCGGGGUGAUCCUGUGGAUUUGAAGUCACAGUGGUUUCGCUAUCGUGUUGAGGUCGAGCUGAGGGAAGCUGGGCAGGCUUUCAUCAGUCGAAAGUCUAUUCUGACGUCUUUUUCUCGAAUUUAUUGUGACAAAAACAAUAGUAGAUAUACAGCGGCAUGCAGUCAAAUGCAACCUCCGCCAGCUCCAAUCAAAGUGUCUGGAAUAUCAGCAGCUGAAGGCUUACGUCCACCAUCAUAUCCAACAUCGCCUGACUUGGUUAAAACUAGUGAUGACGAUGUGGUCCAACUCAUGGCUAUGGGGUUUUCAUAUGCUGGGUGUAGUCUUGCAUUGCGCGAGAAUCGUAAUAACUUGGGUUUUGCAGCUCAAUGGCUAUUAGAUGAAAACAAUCAGAUGAAGAUAUCUGCUGCAGAAGAAGCGCCUGUGUUGGGUGAAUUUGCUCUUAGCCCCGAGGAGCAGUAUGAACAAAACAUUGGGCUACUUAUGAGCUUGAAGGGGUCUCCUUCACGGGUUGCAGUUGAGUAUGCGUUGGGCCUCUUUGACAACGACCUCCAGCUUGCGAAAGCGUGGAUAUCGGAUCCUGCAAAUCGUGACGAACUCCAACGAGCAGAAGUUGCUACGAAUAGUGGCAUGUCGGAAGUUGGGAGUUCGAAUGUAGCGUUUCCUACACCCAUGAAAAUUGAUGAAGAGAAAAAAGAUGCCGAGGAAGAUGCCGAAUCUUUACAGGUUGUUGAAGAAACUGUCGGAGAACCCCUUUAUCUAUUAAGCUUGCUUGAGGCUAGUUCAGCGGGAGAAAAUGACGAGGUUCUGGCAUUAUCUAAGUUGCUCAGUCGGGUGGAGGAUCUUUCGCAUAUAUUGGUCUGGUGUGCGAACGAGGUGGCGCAAAGCGCGCCUUGUGGGGUAUCCUCUAUCGCUUUCAUUGAGCUUCCAAGAUUAAAGUUGAAGCUUCAGCCGCAAAAAGACCCCGUUUCUGAGCGUGUCCGCCUUAACGUAAUGGAUCAAAAUGGCUGGUUUGUGAGCGACUUGACUGUUGCCAUGUUGGAAGGGACAUCUAAAUACCUUCGUAGUCUUCUUGCGAUUACGCCUGGUUGCUUCGUCCUGGAGUCAGACACCUCUGAUCUGCAAUUGAUUUGCCCCAACCACGACUUGUAUCGCCCGGCAAUUCGCGGAGAACCAUUCUCUUUGGCCCUCGUCAGUGAUCGUGGAUCUGUGGGCUGGCAGCAUGCGAUGGAGACGAGAUUCUACACGUAUCCUGUGCAUUCUAGCAACACAUUUUUGCUCCCUUCUUCUCUCAGCUCCACUCUCUAUCUGAUACUAACAAGCUUACUCACACGGAACUACGCGACUUCAAUGGAGUUUAUCAUGGGGUGUAAUGUAGAUGUAAAGUUUACUGACGAGGAAAAGCGAGUUUUUGACCAGCUAUCCAAGACGCUCGAUGACCGCCACCCAAAUGCUUGUGCGUGCCGUAUCCGUCUAUCUCUAGGCAUCGCCUACAGCGAGAACAGGGCUCCCUGGAAGUUGAGUGGCGAGUUGUACGACUACCUCACCACGAGCGAGCACGUUGAAGGUCCUUGCAAACUAACUUUAGAAGAAGAAGGGGAAGCCCUUGCGCACUGUCACCAGCGAUCUCCUCUUUUGUUGCUGCGCAAGGAAGUCUGUGACCAUAUCCAACCAGAUUCCGGGACAAAGAUUGAUUUCAAGUUGACUAGAUCGCGUGUUGGUGGUCAGCCGUGGAUGAAACUUUGCUUAUACAGCACGAGUUAUCUUGCUGCGCAUGGCAAAAAGCUUUCCACUGUGCGAUACAAUCGACCGAAGCAUGAAGUCGAGAUCAACAACAAGUUUUUAAUUGAUGACGACGAGGCAGGAAAACUCGUGUGGAACUGUGCAGUGGUUGGUGAUGAGAUAAGUGGAACGAACCGAGGCCUGGGUUAUCUCUUCUUGUAUGAAUGUCUAAAUCAGCAGCUUAUCAUUCGUAUGGGUGGCGAUGAUUGCACCCGGUCGUUCGGUGAUUUGUUCGCACGUUUUAUUCAUCUAAAAUUGUCGAGAUGGGGUCGUGAAACCGUAAAUGACGGUGAAGACGAGUGUGUACCGUCGUACGCGCUAGCACAGCUGGCAAUGGUGAUUGCACAUCCCGGUGGUGGGUGGCCCUCAUCGCCAUGUGACCGAGAAAGUGUUAACAUGCUCUCUCGUGGUGCUAACAUGUAUUCUAAAAUGACGGUAGGAACAAUGCUGAAACAUUUCUUUGACUUCGGAGAGGUGGAAUUCCAAUCCAAACUUGAGUCCGAAGACCACCAGAUGCGUGUUAUCGUGCCAGUAAAGACUCAAUUUAGCCAGCUACAUCAUAAUGCCGAACGUGUGUUUGAUAUACCAAUUGCCGCCUCGAACAACAUAAAGAACUUCGACGUGUCGAAUACAUCAUGCGGUGAGCGGCAAAUUGUGGGAGCCAAAAACAGCUCAAUUAAUCCUGAGUUCCCGCUGGAAGCGAUAGAUGUAAAACAAUUCGUCACCUUCUGCGAUCCAGAGGCGGAAGUGAGAGCAACGUUGCCGUUUGACCUCUCUAAGCACCCGGUGGCUCAAACAGCGGCUGCAAAAGAGUUGCUAAAGAGACUCAGUGACGAUAUUGCAAUCAAUGCACAAGCAGUGAAUGGGAGCAAAGAUGCUUUUACUACGGGCGUGACUCCAAUGUGUUUGUCGACACCUGAUAAGUUGACGUCGAAAACGUUGACCAUCGAGCACCUUCAGAAGCUAAUUCAUACCUGUAAAGCGAUGAGAACGUGUGACCGCAAGAUGGUAGAAGAGGGCAUUGUGAUGCUUGAGAUGCUAAUGAACGAGAUCCGUGCCGACAUUCACGAAAAUCCAGAACUGGUUGUCGAUGUCAAUCGCUUUGUGAUGCAGCGAUGCGUUGGUCUUUAUCCUCGUGUAACCUUCGACUUCCUCACCUCUCUGUUGGCAUCAAGCUCGUUUGAAGCAGAUUUGAAGGCUCGUAAUCCAUUCGUGGUGAAUGUGACUGCGGAUGUAAUGGAGAAGAUAUUGCAAGUGCUCUUUUUGUGCAGUCGCAUUGUGCACGUUAACCGAGCUAUACAAGCCGCCCGUGCUCUCGUCAAACACCUCAAUGGUCUUUUUGCUCUGCACGGUGAAAAGGAUAGGUCUAGCAAAGUAAAGAUGACCCGCCAAGCUUCUCGAGAUUUGGCUGACAUUUUAAUAUCAAAACGACACUACCUCCGCGGCCCCGCAGAAGGAACAUCAUCAGGAUGGCGUUUUGACCCACGCUUUUUGGUGUUUGAAUAUGUCUUCGACAUCUUGCUGCGUGACAGGCAGGUUCAAAUGAUAGAUAGCUUUUUGACGAGUUUGGCAAGAGGCAAUUCUCGUGUACAACAAAUGAUUAUGGGCGCGGGAAAAACCACGGUAGUGGGACCUCUCUUGACCUAUAUUCUCGCCGACAAAACACAUCUUGUGACUCAUGUUAUGCCAACGGCACUGCUGGAGCAGUCCCGGCAGGUGCUGCGAGGUCGCUUUAGCAAUAAAGUCUUACGCAAGCGCAUCUUUACUUUCCAGUUCGACCGUGCAAUUAAUGAUGAUCCAGCUACUGCAUUGCAAUUAUUUACAAAGCUGGAUCGUGCCCGGCGCCAUGGUGACGUGGUGUGUGCUUCCCCGGAGUCGAUUAAAUCGAUGAUGCUGAAGUUCGUUGAGCUGCUACAUUCGCUAGAAGAAUCUUCUGACAUUAUUGAACUACCGCUUACUUCAGCAUCACAAAAUAUCAGGCGGCUAAGGCGUGUAUUGGAAGAUCGUUCGGAAAUGGCUGAUGAACUUUACAAGACGUUGAAGCUCUGGCAAAGUGGCAUGUUAAUCAUGGAUGAGGUGGAUGUGUUGCUACACCCAUUGCGGUCAGAGCUCAACUUUCCAAUUGGGAACAAAUUUCCAAUUGAUCUUGCAGCUUACAGGUGGGAGCUUCCCAUUUAUUUAAUUGAUGCUGUUCUAGUAUCGCCCAACACUAGCACAGCCCUAUCGGGCGAAAUUUUACAAUUGCAUGCUGUGUUAGAAGAGGGGUAUAUUGCUCACGAACUACAACGUUUUCCUCACCUUGUGCUUCUGGAUAUGGAGUUUUACGAGGCACGUAUGCUACCGUUGCUCUCUGCGAUCGCAAUGGAAUGGUUAUUGAAGCUCUUCCGCAUGGGCAAAAUGGAGGUAUCUGUCGACCAAAUUAAGUACUAUUUAGAGUGCUCCCGCACACAGCUCCAUACGAAUGCUUCUCUUCGCGCCGAUAUUGAAAAUGGGCUAUCAGAAUCUUCGAUUAAGCUGCUGAACCUUGCACGCGAUUGGUUGCGUACAAUUCUACCGCACGUGCUUUCCAAGAUCAAUCGAGUGUCAUAUGGUCUUCUCAGAGGAGAGCAUCAAAAAGCUGCCGCGUCAGGAAAUAAUAGUGGUGGCAACGCACAUUCACGGCUAAUGCUGGCCGUCCCGUUUAUCGGAAAAGAUGUACCGAGUCGCUCGUCCGAGUUCGCGCACCCCGACGUAUUGAUUGGGUUGACCAUUCUUGCUUAUCGCUAUGAAGGCAUCCGCGUAUUCGAUCUUGUGCGGAUCGUAUCGCAACUAAAGCAGGACUUUAGCCGCCAGCUAGGACCGCGUGACCAGCGUCCAUCGUGCGCUAUGUUCCGUGAGUGGAUCCGAACAAGUCUAGCUGCACUUUCGUCAGAAAAUCAAGAGGCAUCUGGAGGAGUUCUUCCAUUGCCACUGUUCCAGCUUCGUGAUAUAUCGCAAGUAGCGCGGCUGCACUUCUUGGUAGCCAAGCUUGCAGCUGUUGUGUAUUAUUACGUCCGACAGCACGUUUUCCCGUCGUGCAUGAACUUCCAGAAGCUCAAGAUUUCGGCUUGUGGUCAUGAACUUGGCAGCAAUUCCCUCUUCGCGAAACGUAUCGGUUUCUCGGGAACACCGUCAAACCUAUUACCGACGGAUCUCGGCGAGUGCUACUACGAGCCUCGCAGUGACGGUAGUAUAUUUGAGUCUCUUACUAACAAGCGCAUCGUUUCAAUCGAGCGUAAAGUGGAAUGGACGGCAAGGAGUUUGUUGUUGGAUAUUGCACAUGCACAGCCACCAGUACACGCGCUCAUUGACACGGGUGCCUUAAUCACAGGUUUCGACAACCAGGAAGUAGCCGCCUUUCUUCUAGGGGAGCUACCUACUGAAAUGGAAGGAGUCGUGUAUCUGGACGAGAACGAUCGACAAAUGAUUCUGCUGCGUGAUCAUAACGCGCCCAUGCCACUAGUCCAGUGCGGUUUAAGCCUAAACAAGAGAUUCACAUUCUAUGACCAAGUGCAUACGACGGGCAUGGACAUCAAGCAGUGCGUAAACGCGCGUGCUGUUGUCACACUGGGCAAGGAUAUGACCUUCCGUGACUACGCCCAGGGAGCUUAUCGUAUGCGCGGCAUUGCUACAGGACAAUCUAUAUGUAUCUUUCUCAUUCCUGAGGUUGAGAACCGCAUUCGUAAUGAAAUGAAACUUGCCCAAGUUGAGUUAACCACACAGGGCUCUGCGCAGCAACUGCUAGACGAGUUUCUGCUGCUAGUGCCAGCAUGGCUUCUCACAAAUUCGAUGCGCAUGGAAUCUAUGCAGCUCGUUCAGCUGUCACUGCAAGAGCUACACAACACGUGGCGCAAACGGGCUCUUCACUCUUUGUUAGAUGAAAUUACAGCAGCUAUGGCCAAGAACGCCUCAUUAGCCUCUCGGUUACGUCGGUUCAUUAGCCGUGAUAAUGACAUUGCAAAAGCUUGGCUUCGCAAGUGUAUUGCUAUAUUCUCCGUGGAAAUUUCUUACACUGUGGAUGCUGCCGUACCAACGACAAAGCUACUUUCGGAUGAAAUUGGAAAGUUAAUUGAGACCCACAAGGAUUUCUUACAAACAAAUGAGGAUAUGACGUGUGUUACCAGCGUUCAGCAGCGGCUAGCGCACGCAACCGGGAAUCAGCAGGGAAUGCUAAGUGAGGACGGGUCGGAGCAAGGUGACCUGCGGCUCACGGCUGAGGUUGUACAUGAGAACGAGGCUGAAGCUGAAGAAGAGGCUGAGGAGGAAGCAGAACAAGAGGAGCAGAAGAUGAGUGCUUUCACACGAGAUGACGAGCACCCAGUUCCAUGGUGUGCCUCUGUUCUUGCUUAUCAACCUGCCCGAGUUGGUGCAGCAUCUGCUGGAGACAACGAGAUGAAGACGGCUGUGGAACAAGAGCAAGAAGAAGAGGCUAACGUUUUCUACCCUUUUUCACAGUUUCAAGCUCACGCGGAGUGCCCAAAGAUUGAUUUUCCGGCAGAAUUACUUAUGUCUGGAAACUUCUUUCGACGUCGAUGGGUGGGGCUCGGCGAACGUCGCGUAAAGAACGUCGGGCUUAUCCUCGAAUGGUCGCCGCUACUUCACCAGGAAGCGAUGAAAGCGGUUGUGCAGCAGCUCUUUUUGGCAAUGACGGAAGAAGCGUCUGCUGGAAGUGCAAAUGAAAUUGCUGUGAAGGCUCUUCAGGAGGUUGCUGAAAUGGCUACUAGAAGUCCAGACUUGGUUUCUGAUGCGAUUAAAGAUGCUGUGACAGCCGCGACGACUAAUUUGCCUGUGUAUUUGGCUACAUUAUCGCUUGCUGAAGGUGAGACGAUUCGUCGUAUGAUUCAUAAGAAACACCCUGUGUUCCAGGUGAGCCAGGUGCAGUUGCGCACAAGUGAGGGUGAGCUAGUCGAGAGCUCUUCCUUCUUUUCGUCGUGGGCGCCAAAGUCUAAAUCGACUUUACUUAACGCGAUGUCGCCUCGUGUAAAGACAAUUGCCGUUGGGGUGCAAGGCCUGCGGUUCUUCAACAACGAGAUGUACUACUUUCCUCAGGAGCUGGAGCUGCUACUGGAGGGGCUAGCGACUGUCCCCAUUUCACUGCGUCAUGAAUUCUUCGAAUGUCUUCUCCGCCUACGACGCCGUGAACGUCACCUGUGGGGGGACACGCCACUGGCAACGGUUUUUACUGCUCAAAGCGAGUGGCACUUGUUAACCGCGCGAGCUCGUCUACAACAAUUCCAGCAGAGUCUAGUGCGCAAGCAGCGACAGUACCAGAAGAAGAAGGAAAAGGGCAAGGAUCCGAAGCAGACGAUGGCUGCUCUCCACAUGGCUGUGGCUCUCCGACGAUUCGAUGAGGACGAGGACAAUCGCCUGAGCGCAGAAGAAGUUCACAAGUGUUUCGAGAGUUUUCAACUGGGUUUUUCCUCAAAAGAGCUGAACGACAUCAUUGGACUGCUCGCAGAUACUCGCUCCACGGACGGUGAGAAGAGACACGAACAGGAAAUUCCAAUAGAGACGAUCUGUGCUGCCUUUGGCAUCUCUUGCGACGAAAUGAAGACUGCUCUUUUACGAGACGACCAGGAAAGUGCUCUCACAGCGACCGGAGAGACGUCGUGGAGUUGCUCCGCGUGCACGUACGUAAACGGCGGCGAGGCUGACGUAUGUGGAGCCUGCAACGCAAAGCACCAAGACAAGGAAUUGCUGCAACAGCAACAGGGAUGGCGAUGCAGUAACUGCACGUUUAUCAACCAGCCGGAUGACGUGACAUGUGCCGUCUGUGAGCUGAACAUGGACGGUCAGCGUGGUGUGCCUCGAAACAAGUGGGUUUGCGUUGGUGAACAGGGCGGUUGCACAUUCUUCAACUCGAUGUCGAACUUUUAUUGUGAAGUGUGCAACCGUGCACGUCCUGACCUUGUCUCACUUCGCUUUUAA